AGCCUUGCUCUACCUCUACCGACAACACUAGAUAACAGCUUUGGCAAGCUGACUACUGGCAACCCUAAAACUCUUUUCCGGCUCUCUGUGUCACUGAAAGCCACAACAUGAAGCAAAUAGUUGCUAACCAAAAGGUGAAGAUCCCUGAGGGGCUCACAGUUCAUGUGAAGUCGCGACUGGUGACUGUGAAAGGGCCCCGAGGUACCCUUAAAAGAAAUUUCAAACACUUGGCUGUUGACAUUCGCAUGGUAAACCCUCGGUUACUGAAAGUGGAGAAAUGGUUCGGAUCGAAAAAAGAACUGGCUGCGGUGAGAACCGUCUGCUCUCAUGUGGAGAACAUGAUCAAAGGUGUAACAAAGGGAUUCCAGUACAAAAUGCGUGCAGUAUACGCUCAUUUCCCAAUUAACUGUGUGACCACUGAAGGCAACACAUUGAUUGAGAUCCGUAACUUCCUCGGAGAGAAGUACAUUAGGAGGGUAAGGAUGGCACCAGGUGUGACAGUUGUUAACUCUCCCAAGCAAAAGGAUGAGCUGAUCAUUGAAGGUAACUCCAUCGAAGAUGUUUCCAGCUCAGCAGCCCUCAUUCAACAGUCCACCAUGGUCAAAAAUAAAGAUAUCAGAAAGUUCUUGGACGGUUUAUAUGUAUCUGAGAAGACUACUGUUGUAGCAGACGAGAUUUAAGUUCAUUAAAAAACUAACUUGAA
Papilio machaon (common yellow swallowtail) is the source of this 703-nucleotide messenger RNA. RefSeq names its product 60S ribosomal protein L9 (gene RpL9). Gene Ontology annotation, molecular function: rRNA binding; structural constituent of ribosome. The record is from RefSeq and is a predicted model, not a curated record. NCBI's taxonomy places the organism in Eukaryota, Metazoa, Arthropoda, Insecta, Lepidoptera, Papilionidae. Gene Ontology annotation, biological process: cytoplasmic translation. The transcript is spliced from 3 exons. The coding region runs from base 108 to 680 and encodes 190 amino acids. Gene Ontology annotation, cellular component: cytosolic large ribosomal subunit; ribosome.